AUGAAGCCAGCUCGUUGUUGUAUUGGCGUAUGUAUGGCUGCCACGUUGUGCGGAAGUGCCUAUGCCGCGGGAGAAGAGCUAAAGCAAACCCCUUUCGGCCCUGGCGGCUCCACAGCUCUGCUGUCUGCAUUCGAAGGGAAAUCGGACUUCAAGAUCCGCGUUCAUGCUCCAGAGGAAGACACUGAGGAUGUGCUUGAAGCGCUGGACUCACUCUUGAGGAUCGAGCAGGCGGAACGAAGAGCCGACGAAGACGAUUACGUGUCUGAGAAGCAGAGACUUCUGAAUAUUCAGAAGAAUCGUAUUCGAGAUAUUGUUCAGGCAGCAUUCGAACCGAUUCAUGCGAUGAUCCCGAACCCUGUCAGGGCAGAAGUUGAACGAAACCUCCCACCGCGAGAAACCGUGUAG
This is a messenger RNA of Toxoplasma gondii ME49, 405 nucleotides long. RefSeq lists its product as hypothetical. The record is from RefSeq and is a predicted model, not a curated record. Bases 1 to 405 code for a protein of 134 amino acids. The transcript is spliced from 7 exons. NCBI's taxonomy places the organism in Eukaryota, Apicomplexa, Conoidasida, Eucoccidiorida, Sarcocystidae.